Neodiprion fabricii is the source of this 1540-nucleotide messenger RNA. RefSeq names its product ubiquitin-like domain-containing CTD phosphatase 1 (gene Ublcp1). Lineage: Eukaryota; Metazoa; Arthropoda; Insecta; Hymenoptera; Diprionidae. Gene Ontology annotation, cellular component: nucleus. Gene Ontology annotation, molecular function: protein serine/threonine phosphatase activity; protein binding. The coding region runs from base 231 to 1226 and encodes 331 amino acids. The record is from RefSeq and is a predicted model, not a curated record. The transcript has 2 exons. Gene Ontology annotation, biological process: protein dephosphorylation.
AUUAAUUCCCAUCAGCUGUGAAAUCUGUGCUUGUUCCGUCAGUUUGCUUUGUGGCAAUUUAACGGUGGAAUUACGCAUAACAAACACACACACAGAGAUCCCUUCGCCGAAUAACUCUGCGCGUAUGUGUUGCGUGAAGUUUGCUGCGUCUAACAAAAUCUUUGAUUUUUCAUACUUCUAUCGGUGAUAAUAAAUACAGCUGUUAACAACCCAGAGAAUCGCAGGAGCAAAUGAUGGCCAACGAAGUAAGGAUGAUAGUGAAAUGGUGCGGCAAGGAGUACGAAAUAUGCAACAUAACCGAAAACGACACCGUAUCCACUCUCAAGGAUAUCGUCCAUAAGGAAACUGGCGUAAGGCCCGAACGACAGAAGCUUCUCAACCUGAGAUUUAAAGGCAAAGCAGCGCAGGACGAAGACACGAUCGGAAAACUGAGUAUAAAACCGGGCUUCAAACUGAUGCUGAUGGGAUCGAGAGAGGAGGACAUCGCAGAGGCGAGCCAAGCGCCGGAAAACGUGCCGGACGUGGUGAACGACCUGGACAUUGCCGAGGAGGAGGUGAUAAUCGAGAAGGCUGAGGUCUACCUCGCAAAAAUCAACCGCAGGAUACAGGACUACCAGGUAAUAGAGCUGAACCCGCUUCGGGAGGGGAUGAAGCUGCUGGUCUUGGACAUAGACUACACCCUCUUCGACCACAAAUCGCUGGCCGAGAGCGGCCACCUGCUGAUGCGGCCGUAUCUCCACGAGUUCCUUACCAUGGCCUACAAGGACUACGACAUCGUGAUAUGGUCCGCGACGAGCAUGAAGUGGAUAAACGAGAAGAUGCGGAUGCUCGGUGUCUCGUCCCAUCCGAAUUACAAGAUAGCCUUUCACUUGGAUUCGCUGGCGAUGAUAACGGUCCACACGCCGAAGUACAGCGUCGUCGAUGUCAAGCCGCUGGGCGUCAUAUGGGGAAAGUACAAGCAGUUCUCUGCGAAGAACACCAUCAUGUUCGACGACAUAAGGCGGAAUUUCCUCAUGAACCCGCAAUCCGGGCUCAGGAUAAGGCCUUACAAGCAGGCACACUUCAACAGGGACAAAGACCGGGAACUGCUGAAACUCGCCAAGUAUUUGAAGCUCAUUGCCAAAGUCGACGACUUUCAGACCCUGAAUCACAGGAAGUGGGAGGAGUAUGUGUCGAAGAAGAAGAGGAGCGAGAGACGCACCGAAGGAGAUGAGCAGAAACUCUAGUAUUUUUCAAUCGAACUAACCGAAUCUCGUUGUUCCGAUUCUCCUCUUCAGCCAUCGGCGACGACAUAUUUUUCACCCAUGAUGAUUUUGUUCCGUACGAUUAUCGCCUUCUUUAUUUUAUGUUCUACAAGUAUACGGAAUAUACGAAAGCGGACACUGCCUGUUCUACAAGCUAUACCGUACAGCUUUGGUAAUUCUCUGAGAAGAGGAGUAAUUGUGUUUUUUAUACCUGUAAUAGAGACGUCGUCUAUUAAACGAUGUGAUUAUGGUAAGAUUACCUGUACGUAAGAUUAAUUAAAAAUAUGUAUUUUCGA